This is a messenger RNA of Lytechinus variegatus (green sea urchin), 2898 nucleotides long. It is a transcript of the gene vps9d1, whose product is annotated as VPS9 domain-containing protein 1-like. The record is from RefSeq and is a predicted model, not a curated record. The transcript is spliced from 14 exons. Gene Ontology annotation, molecular function: guanyl-nucleotide exchange factor activity; small GTPase binding. Gene Ontology annotation, biological process: vesicle-mediated transport. Bases 1 to 2823 code for a protein of 940 amino acids. NCBI's taxonomy places the organism in Eukaryota, Metazoa, Echinodermata, Echinoidea, Temnopleuroida, Toxopneustidae. Gene Ontology annotation, cellular component: endocytic vesicle; cytosol.
AUGAUGGAAUCAAGGAGCGAAAACCCAGAUGAACAGAAGCAGCAGCUGCAAACAGCGAUGAAAGCUGUCGGGCUUGCGAUUCAACUUGAUACCAGCGGGAGCGUUCCGGAUGCAUAUCUCCACUAUCUGAGCUGUAUGCAGUACAUUUCACAAGCUCUACUACAGGAUGCUAGAUUGAAAGUUUCUCAAGCAGCAACGGUAAACCUGAAGACAACAGCAUCAAUGAAGAUGGUGAAGCUUGCCCAGCGAUGCAGUGAGCGUGUGGUUGAUAUCCUUAAUAACAUGGAUGAUGCAAUCCAACAAACUCCAACCAAUAUGCCUGUUCUACCCACCCAACAGACAACAACCUAUUCUCCCUCUCCACCACCUUCACUGUUAUCAUCAUCGUUAUCGUCAUCGCUGUCGUCGUCAGUUCCAGCAGGUCGCAUCUCUCCGUCUAUGUUUCCAGCUGUCCCCUCCACCUUGUCGCAUGCUGCACCCACCCACGUUGCAGUGGUACGACCCACUGUUCAGCAUCCUACUCAACAAAGGACGGCUGUUCCAAAUGCAUCCCCAAGCCAACAGAGCAAUGAGGCUCUUGGACCAUUAGAGAAGGCCUACAGAGAGAACAGGAAACUGAUGGCUGCCUAUAGGAGCAGAUUGAACAAGAUGCAUACUACUAGCAAGAAUAAGAGCCUCGUGAACCUGACAUUCCAGAGAAGGUUGAUGGAGAAUAUGGCCAUUGCCAAAGCCCGGGAAGCAAGUCUUGCUAAGAAGAUCAAAGAACGUCAACAGCGUCUUCAGGAACAGGCAGCCCAGAGAUUCUCCUCUAGCGGCCAGCCAACCAAGGAAGAGAUGGAACUCAGAACAGUCUAUGCCAACAUACUGGAAUACGAGAAUGUGAAGACAUGGCUUCAGGAAUGGCGCAAACGGCUGCAGGAAUCGCCCGGUGACCUUGGACUGAUCCGUGACCUACUCACUGACAUCCUGUCCUGUGACCAACACCCUCUAAGCCAGCUUCUUAAGCGUUAUCAGAUCGCCAUCUAUCACAAGAUAAUGCCCCUCAUACAGAAGGAAUUGCCCUCUAUAGAAGAGAUUGUGGUUCCAUACAGGGAUGUCCAACCCCUGAAACUGCAAGAACCCAGAGCUGUACCAGAGGAUGGUUUCACCACACCAGAUGCUCUUGAUCAGAGCAUGGAAGACACAUUAGCCCAACGCCUUCAUGCCCUUCGUGAAAACAGCACCUCGAGUGUGGAGAGUGACUCCACUGAGCCUCGACCAUCAAGCCAGGCCAGUAGCAUGCUCUUUGCUCCCAGUGAUGUGAGUGAUGACAUCAUGGAGGAACUGAUGUCUGAUGAUGAGGAGGUGGAUGCUCAAGAGAAAGUGAGCAUCCAGGAGAAGAACAUCCAUCGGCAGCAGGGAGGAUGUCCCCAGAGAACAGCGGGUGAUAAGGAUGUUGGUGAUGAUGAUGAGGAGGGAUGUGAAGAGAAUGGUCACCUGGAUGACAGUGGCAUUCAGAAUGGUGAGGAGUCCUCCAGCACAGAUGAAGCUGCUCCAUCAACAGACAUCCAGGAUGAGGAUCUGGCGAGUGCUUCCGAUGGAGCCAAUGUUGCAGGAGAUGCUGCUCCAGAGGUAGACCAGAUGAGAGAGAUCAGGGAUGAAAUCAGGAACGAUAUCGAACAAGCAUUGGAAGAUGGUGAAAGGCUAUGCAAGGAAUUAGAGGGAGAAACUGUGGGCAAAGUUGAGGAUGAUGAGGAUGGUAUCAGCAAUGCACUUGCUACAACUGGUGAUUCCAUGAGUGAUGGAGACAGAGAAAAUACAGGUGAUGGUAGGACUUCUGCAGCUGCUACAGGUGAGCAGCACUCUAAAUAUGAUAAUAGAGAAGCGAUCAAUGGUCACUCUUGCCCUGAUACUGAUGAAAGGACUAAUGUUGAAUCGGGAGAUGAGAGAACAAAUAACUCUGAAGGAAAUCGGCCAGACAUGCAACCAUCUAACAACCCCCCAACACAACUAGACAGCUCAAGCGGGGGUGUGGCAAGUGAUGGUGAAUCAACAGAUGCAGGAAGAAUGGACAGUGAAAGAGAGAGUGAUGAAGGAAAGAAGAAAGAAGAUGGAGAAGAAAGAAUAGCAGAGAUGAGGUCUCAAGCUUUGAGUAGACAUCUCAAAUGCAUCACCAAGGAUGUUCUAAUGUUUACAGAGCGCCUUCAGUCCUUACUGGUAGCUGUGUAUGAACAACUCAACAGUACAGCAGCUAAGGAGCAAUGUAUCUCUGUCAUUGAGGAUUUCUUUUUCAAGGACAUCUGGCAACCUCUCCUCAUGCUCUUCAGACGAUACAACUACAAGAAAGAGGAAUGCGCCGCCAUUGCCAUGACGAUGUACCAGCAUGCAUUGCCUCAACACAUUGGAGUCGUAGAAAAAUUCUGUCUGCUGAACGAGGGCGCUGUUCAGGAAGGCAGCCAAGCAUCGAGCAGUGACUACCCUUACCAGGCCGCCGUAGAAGAGCUUCAAAAGCUACAGGGAUAUACAUGUCCACUUCAGAAAAUCGAAUGUAUAGUGCGAGUAUCCAGGAUUGUGAUUGAAUGUGUUGGAGAUUACUAUGAGAGUCAAGGCAAGCCAAGACAGAGCCCAGAGACUACGGUUGGUUGUGAUGAUUUGCUGCCUAUCCUAAGUUAUGUCAUCAUGCGAUCAUCCCUUCCUCAGAUUGUCUCUGAGUGUAAUGCCAUGGAAGAAUUCAUCCACGAAGGAUAUUUAUUUGGUGAAGAAGGUUACUGCUUAACGACCUGCCAAACAGCACUCAGCUAUGUCCUGAAACUUGGCAGUGCCGAGGAGCUGUCAAAAUCAUAAUACACAUAUUAAACAUGGCAUUAGAUAUUAGAUCAUAUCAACAUCUUUCACUGUCAAUCAGCCCCUAUUUUAUAA